Carya illinoinensis is the source of this 608-nucleotide messenger RNA. RefSeq names its product protein YELLOW LEAF 1, choloroplastic-like. NCBI's taxonomy places the organism in Eukaryota, Viridiplantae, Streptophyta, Magnoliopsida, Fagales, Juglandaceae. Gene Ontology annotation, biological process: chloroplast organization; thylakoid membrane organization. The record is from RefSeq and is a predicted model, not a curated record. Bases 1 to 462 code for a protein of 153 amino acids. Gene Ontology annotation, cellular component: chloroplast. The transcript has 3 exons.
AUGGAGCAAACCAAGCUAAUUAGGUCUAAUCUAGGCCAGGUCUCCGUGCAGUUUCAACCUUUUCAUAAUAGAAGCGGACAACUUCGUGCUGCUAAAUCUGUUUCUAUGCCAUUUUCAAAUGUGGAUAGAAGGCAGCCCAGAAUGCGUGCCAGUCAAAUGCAGCAAUCUAGUUCAGUUGUAUGUCAUGUUGGUUUGAAUGCAAGGUGCUCUGCAGCGACUUCAGAGCAAACAAAAACCGUGACACGGAAGGCUCUAACAAUUACUGGCACUCCUGGCAAGGAGAAGGCAGCAAAACUUGAUGACGGUGGAUUUGGUUUUCCACCCUAUCAUGAUGGCGGUGGAGGCGGCGGCGGUGGAGGCGGAGACAGUUCGUCAGGUGGAUGGAUCCUUUUUGCUGUUCUUGGUGUCUUAGGCUUUUUAAAAGAUAAAGAAAUUGAGUGGCGUAAUCAGAAGGAUAAAUGAAAAUUAGUGAGUAUUUUCACCAGUGUAAACAAGGACAUUUGGCUUACAUUAUUGGUAUUAAAGAUUUUCGCUCUAAAUUUCUUUGAUUUGACUAGAUGACUAAAGUUUGAUUAAUUAGAGAAGGUUUAUCUUGAGCGAGGCUAGUA